This is a messenger RNA of Mesocricetus auratus (golden hamster), 1621 nucleotides long. It is a transcript of the gene Nt5c3a, whose product is annotated as 5'-nucleotidase, cytosolic IIIA. Gene Ontology annotation, cellular component: cytoplasm. The coding region runs from base 80 to 1075 and encodes 331 amino acids. The transcript is spliced from 9 exons. Gene Ontology annotation, molecular function: 5'-nucleotidase activity; magnesium ion binding. The record is from RefSeq and is a predicted model, not a curated record. NCBI's taxonomy places the organism in Eukaryota, Metazoa, Chordata, Mammalia, Rodentia, Cricetidae.
GAGUGCCGCGUGCCGCCGCGCCCCUGGGCUCGUCGCUGCCGGUUUGGGGCUCUAGCGCCGGGCGCUCGCGGGCCUGUCCAUGGACCGCGCAGCCGUGGCGCGGGUGGGCGCGGUGGCGAGCGCCAGUGUGUGCGCCGUGGUGGCGGGCGUGGUGCUGGCCCAGUACAUAUUCACCUUGAAGAGGAAGACGGGCCGCAAGACCAAGAUCAUCGAGAUGAUGCCAGAAUUUCAGAAAAACUCAGUUCGCAUCAAGAACCCUACAAGAGUAGAAGAAAUUAUCUGUGGUCUCAUUAAAGGGGGAGCUGCCAAACUUCAGAUAAUAACAGACUUUGAUAUGACACUAAGCAGGUUUUCCUACAAUGGGAAAAGAUGCCCAACAUGUCAUAAUAUCAUUGACAACUGUAAACUUGUCACUGACGAAUGUCGAAGAAAGUUACUGCAGCUAAAGGAGCGGUAUUACGCUAUUGAAGUUGAUCCUUUUCUCACUGUGGAGGAGAAGUUCCCUUACAUGGUGGAGUGGUAUACUAAGUCACAUGGUUUGCUUGUUGAACAAGGCAUACCAAAAGCCAAACUUAAAGAGAUUGUGGCAGACUCUGAUGUGAUGCUCAAGGAAGGAUAUGAGAAUUUCUUUGGUAAACUUCAACAGCAUGGUAUCCCUGUGUUCAUAUUUUCCGCUGGUAUUGGUGACGUGCUUGAAGAAGUUAUCCGUCAAGCUGGAGUUUAUCAUUCAAAUGUCAAAGUAGUAUCCAACUUCAUGGAUUUUGAUGAAAAUGGAGUGCUGAAAGGAUUCAAAGGAGAACUAAUUCAUGUAUUCAACAAACACGAUGGUGCCUUGAAGAAUACGGACUAUUUCAGCCAACUGAAAGACAACAGCAACAUCAUUCUGCUGGGGGACUCCCAAGGAGAUUUGAGGAUGGCAGAUGGCGUCACCAACGUUGAAAACAUUCUGAAAAUUGGGUAUCUGAAUGACAGAGUGGACGAGCUUUUAGAAAAAUACAUGGACUCUUACGAUAUUGUUUUAGUAAAAGAAGAAUCAUUGGAAGUCGUCAACUCAAUUUUACAAAAGACAUUGUAAGCAAACAGUUUGAGAGAAGACGUCUCCCACAGGUCAGCUGAAACAAGCACUGGCCAUCUUGAGGAAAGACUCUUAUUUAUAAUACAUUCUUGCUCUUGGACUCCCCUUCCCCUCCUAUGGGCGUCCUCUGAUCUCCAGGUGUGUUGGACCUGCAAACUGCAGCCCUUCUUCCGCCUCCAUCACAAUACUACAGAUUGUCUAAGCAAUUAAAAACCAUCUUGAGGCAAAUCAGACAAAGAACUCCUUGUCCCAAGUGAAUUCUGUAGUUUGGUGUUCUGCAGUUUCUGGGCCCUUUACCAGGUGAGCGUGGAGGCUCAGAGCCACUGUCUCAGUGAUUUUAACCACUGCCAGUUUUGUAAUUUGGGUGGAGUGUGAUGACACCAUCUUCUGAAAUUGUGUUUUGUUUGGUUAUUCUGUCUGAAAAAAUAUUUGUCAGGGAAGUCCGGCACUUUGUACCUGAAAAACCAUUGGUGUCUAUAUCACUAACAUUACAAAUAUUCUGUGUGAAACACUGAAAAUAAACCUGAAAUGGAAAGCUUUUUUAAA